AUGAGCUCCUUCGCCGCCGAGCCAAGCUCAGCAGCGUUCGUCGCUACUCCACCACCCCGAUCGCCCCAGCGCAAGAGCCCACCCCGCCCCCGCUCAACGUCAACCUCGACGACUGCAAGCCCAAGCCCCUCCCCGUGUCCCUCGUCUACCGCCCGGCGUCCUCAACCACCAUCCCGGCGGCGGAUCCACGUCCCUCGUCUUGACCUCCUCCCGCACAAAGCACACGCCCCUUUCCCCGCCCUUCGCGCUCUCGUCCGCCAGCUCCAGCACCCACGCCAUCAGCACGCCCCCGCCCCCGCCCGCCAGGCACCGCUCCAGGUCGCCCACCGCAUCCGCCUCGACAGGGGCACCGUCCGCAGCCACCGCGCCCCGGCAGCCCUCUCCGCGAGCCAGCUCGCCCGCCACCGCGAGGGCGCCAUAGGAUCCUCGGCCCCAACCUCCGUCAGCUCCCUUAACGGCAGCAGCGCGACGCCCAGCCCCGCGAGCCUUCCGGACUGGCAGGAGAUCCUCGGCCCGAGUAACUACAUGAGCAUCCGUGCAGCGGCUGCCGAGGAGCUGUUCAUACAAUGCCGAUGCCUUAGGGCGCCUCAGAUAAAUCGAGGCUUUGCUGAUCGGCGCCUUUGGUACUUGUCGAAGGUCAUCCUCCCAAAUCAUCUAUCACCGAUGAACUUGAAAGCCCUUCGAGACCUCGGUUUGAACGCAGCCAAAAGAAAGGAAAUAACACUCCAAUUCCAGGUAUCGUCUAUCGGGUCGUACAGCACGCAGUGGAUGAACCGGUUUCACUGUUUGGCCCGAGAUCCGGACCCUGGUCUGACUCCGGUCGGACCCAGGAAUGCUGCUCGCGACAGGGUGCAGUUGACGCGUGGCCCGACUUCUGGCGCCCCCAAUCUCCAAAAGGAGGAGGAUUCACCUAAACCUCCCGAGCAUUGGGAGGUUUUCUCAGUCUUCGGUGACGAAUCUCCGACUCUCAAGGGAGCGAUGCUCUCGGACCAGCUGCCAGACGCGACGAAGCCGCCGCCGGGAUGCGAGAAGCAGUAG
Messenger RNA from Fomitopsis serialis, 1038 nucleotides. RefSeq lists its product as uncharacterized. The transcript is spliced from 7 exons. The record is from RefSeq and is a predicted model, not a curated record. NCBI's taxonomy places the organism in Eukaryota, Fungi, Basidiomycota, Agaricomycetes, Polyporales, Fomitopsidaceae. Bases 1 to 1038 code for a protein of 345 amino acids.